AUGCAUUUCUUUUCUUUGGUUCUCAUCACAACCAUCGGGGCAGGUUACGCUUUCGGUCGCGAACAAAGUUUCACACAACCAACCUUCACACUUCAGCAGGGCAAGGGUAGCAAUUUGGAUAUCUAUGCCGAAGGUGUUUUUGGGUGCACCGGUGUUACUGUGGACCCGUACGGUAUGUGUGCAUCGAUUGAAGCCAAGUAUUAG
Molecule: messenger RNA, 204 nt
Organism: Penicillium samsonianum
Lineage: Eukaryota; Fungi; Ascomycota; Eurotiomycetes; Eurotiales; Aspergillaceae
Exons: 1
Coding region: 1-204 (67 amino acids)
Source: RefSeq, a predicted model, not a curated record